GCCGCUGCAGCUGCCGCCGGCGUCUCAGGGGCUGCAGGCUGCAGGCGGACGCAACGCUGUGCGAUUCUGAAGCCCAGCCACGCCAGGCCGCCGGGCCCUGGCCCCCAGCCGGCGUCGCCGCUCCUCGUCGCCUCGACGCCUGGCCCAACGCUUCGGCGCAGGACUACCAGUGCCCCGCAAGUUGCGAGCGCACUCUGCGCCUGGGGGAAACUUUACCCCGCGGCCGAGUCUCUGCCAGAGUUGCUCUGAAGCUGUCAUCAGAAGACUUCAAACAUAUCUCUCAGUUCCUUCCCAGAAAGGAAAAGGACAGCUAGAAGAGGACGAGCUAGGCUGCUGAGAGACAUACCUGAGCCCCUCUAACUAGGAGACUUCAUCCUGCCGACUCGUGGAGAACUACCCAGGUGGAGAACCAUGGAGGGCGACUGUCUAAGCUGCAUGAAGUAUCUGAUGUUUGUUUUCAAUUUCUUCGUAUUUCUGGGAGGUGCCUGUCUUCUGGGCGUUGGCAUCUGGGUCCUGGUGGAUCCCACCGGCUUCCGAGAGAUCGUGGCUACCAACCCCCUACUGACCACUGGCGCCUACGUUGUACUGGCCAUGGGCAGUCUGCUGUUUCUUCUGGGCUUCCUGGGCUGCUGCGGGGCUGUCCGAGAGAACAGGUGUCUGCUGCUAUUUUUUUUCCUGUUUAUCCUGAUCAUCUUCCUGGUAGAGCUCUCAGCAGCCAUCCUGGCCUUCAUCUUCCGGGAACACCUCACCCGAGAGUUCUUCACCAAGGAGCUUACCAAGCACUACCAAGGCGAUAAUGACACGGAUGUUUUCUCUGCCACCUGGAAUUCCGUCAUGAUCACAUUUGGCUGCUGUGGGGUCAACGGACCUGAAGACUUCAAGCUGGCCUCAGUGUUCCGGCUGCUGACACUGGACACUGAGGAGGUGCCCAAGGCCUGCUGUCGGAGAGAACCCCAGACUCGAGAUGGGGUGGUACUGAGCAGGGAGGAGUGCCAGCUUGGGAGGAAUCCAUUCAUAAACAAGCAGGGCUGUUACACCGUGAUCCUCAACACCUUCGAAACCUAUGUCUACCUGGCUGGAGCCUUUGCCAUUGGAGUGCUGGCUAUUGAGCUCUUCCUCAUGGUCUUUGCCAUGUGCCUCUUCCGGGGCAUCCAGUAGGCCUUGGCCUGAAGACACUCAGCCCACCACUGCCCAGCAGCCAGCCCCCUUCCUUCCCUGUCCUCUGGCCCCAGGGGAGGAAGCAAAGCCAGCCCAAACGGCCAGGAGCAUAAAGUUAAUGUUUAAAAAACAGAACAAAGACAGACAUGAACCGAAGGGGCCUCGCCCAGACGGGGCAUGGGCUCUAUAAGGACCUAGGGCUGGCCUGGGAUCAACUGUUCCUGAGACCAAAAGUUCAUCAGCCUCAGAGCCACUUGGCCCUGUCAGACUGGAGUGUCCCUUGGCCUGGAUUCCCCUCUCUUAGCAUUUCCAGGAUCUGAGCAACCAGGAGGUGGAAACACACCCUGGAGGAGGAGCUCAGGCCCCAGGAGACUGCUUUUCACAACACAAGGACAGACUCUGCAGCACCAUCUGCAGGAAAAUGAAGCUGUCCCUACGUCUGGCUGGCUGAGAGUGGCCGUGUGUGGACACUGGAUCAGAAGGUGGCUUUUUCAUUUCCACAUAUUUUAGAUCAAAGCCUCUCCAUGGCCCAUCCACAGUCACAUAGCAUGUGCAUGAAGGUCAUCUCCAGGCUUCUGUCACUCCAACCAGGACUCCACCCCAAUGUAAACUGACCAGGAACUGCCCGGACCAAGUUCUACAGCUGAGAAAGUCCACACUGUGUCCACUCUGCCCUGCUUGUACCUCUGUCAGAGAUCCAACUGUGAUACAUCACCUGUCCCCAUGGGCCAUACCCCAUCCCUGUUCUCCCAGGUGGAAGACACCCCAAUAUUGUUCAUUUCUCUCUUUCUACCCAGA
Molecule: messenger RNA, 1956 nt
Organism: Rattus rattus (black rat)
Lineage: Eukaryota; Metazoa; Chordata; Mammalia; Rodentia; Muridae
Gene: Tspan18
Product: tetraspanin 18
Exons: 10
Coding region: 412-1158 (248 amino acids)
Cellular component (GO): membrane
Source: RefSeq, a predicted model, not a curated record